Messenger RNA from Cyphellophora attinorum, 1080 nucleotides. Its product is annotated as Alpha-ketoglutarate-dependent 2,4-dichlorophenoxyacetate dioxygenase. The record is from RefSeq and is a predicted model, not a curated record. Lineage: Eukaryota; Fungi; Ascomycota; Eurotiomycetes; Chaetothyriales; Cyphellophoraceae. Gene Ontology annotation, molecular function: oxidoreductase activity. The transcript has a single exon. Bases 1 to 1080 code for a protein of 359 amino acids.
AUGCAGAAGACCAGUAGGUUGCUUCAAGCAUCUCGCGAUCUGUGCAUUCCUCCUCUGAGACGGGGCCUGGCAACCGCAACGACAACGACAACAGUUCGAGCAACCCCACUGAGUGAGAGAUUCGGCGCUGAAGUUUCCGGCAUCGACUGGAGCCGCCCUCUUAGCCCAGAGGUCGUGAGAACAAUCAUCGAGCUGCAGAACAAAUGGGGCGUGCUUGCUUUCCGACAGACCAACCUGAACGACGAUGGCCACGUAACGUAUUCCAGGAACUUCGGCGCACUCGAGACGGCACACGCACUCAACAAGCCACGUCGAGCUUCUUCAGUUCAUCUAUACGAUGCCGGGAACCUAGGACCAGACGACAAGAUCAUCCCUCAGCAUUCCAGAGCCUGGUGGCACACAAAGGCGAACGGUCUGUGGCACACCGAUUCCUCUUUCCGCCAGCAUCGAUCAUCCUAUAGCGCGCUGCGGGCAGUCGAGCUACCUCCUGCUGGUGGUCAGACUAAGUAUGCCGACAUGCGGACAGCGUAUUUAGAGCUUCCCCAAGACUUGAAGGACGUCGCGAAGAAUGCCGUCGCCGAACACUGGAUAUGGCAUUCCAGGAAACUAGCGGCGCCUGGCGAGUUCGAGAAGCCCACAGAGGAAGAGAGGACCGCCAUACCUCCAGCAUACCACAAAGUCGUGCAACUUGCACCGGAUGGCGUAAGCGAUACGCUCUACGUAGCAAGCCAUAUCAGGAAGAUCGUGGGCAUGUCUGAAAGAGACUCCACCGCGUUGAUCAAGGCGUUGUUGGACCAUGCUCAGCAAGAGAAGUAUCAGAUUGGCGUCAAGUGGAAGAACGUUGGCGACAUCGUCCAGUGGGACAAUCGGUGUACGAUGCAUCGCGCAACGGCUUUCAAGGACCAGGAAAACCGCCGGGACAUGCGUCGAACCACUGUCUUCGACUAUGGAAACGCUGCCUUCGGAGUGAAGCACGAACUAGGGCGCAGCGAUGUUGAUCUGCUUGUUGGUGGUAGCAGGGAUAUUGCUGCAGAGCGAACUCCUGAGACUCAGACCCAGCAGCAGAUAUUCGAUCUGUAG